AUGACAGCGGCUCCGGGACCCUCCCCGCAGCAGAUCAGGGACCGGCUGCUGCAGGCCGUCGACCCCAACAGCAACGUGAGUAGUCCGGGGAGGGAAGGGUUAAUGGGAGGGAGAGGGUUAAUGGAGGGAAGCUUUUAAGGUUUAAUAGGUUACUGGGUUUUAGGGUUUGGCUGGAAGCCGCCCAGAGGGGCUGGGGGGGGGCCAGGCAGUUGGGCAGGGUAUAAAUAAUAAAUUAUUAUUAUUAUUAUUAUUAAUGGGAGGGAGAGACAGGGGAAGGUUAAUGGGAGAGACUGGGGAGAGAAGGGUUAAUGUGUUUGUGGGGGGGGUGUAGCGUUUUUGCACGUGGGGAUGCGAAGGGGGGGAGAAGAAGAAGUUUGUCACAUAUACACACACACACACACACACACACACACAGAGACAUAUGUAUAUGUAUAUGUAUAUAUAUAUAUAUAUACACCAGCCCAUGAUAAUUGCUGCUGCCAUCCCGGGGAGGGUCUCUCACCUGGUUUCCUUCCUGGUUUCUGGGCUUGGGCUUUUAAAGGAAGAGUUGUUCAAAACAAAAAACCCACCCCACUCAUACAAUGAUAAGCAUGCCCUCCAAAUCUGGGGUCUCCAACUAAUGAUGAAGAUGAUGAUGUCCUUCAAACCUGGGGUCUCCCAGCUAAUAAUAAAGAGGAUAAUCGUGUUCUCCCAGCCUGGGGUCUCCAACUAAUAUUACUGAUCUUAAUGUCCUCUAAAUUUGGGGUCUCCAACUAAUAAUAACGAUGCUGAGAGCGUCCUCCAAAUCUGGGGUCUCCCAACUGGUGUUUUGUGCCCCUGGUCACGGCCUGCUGCAAGGUGGGUUGCCGUGCAGGUCUGUGGGGAAAGUGUUGAGAAGUGGGUACCCAGUUGCACGGUUUGGUUAAAAGCAGGCCCUGGGUGCAGAAAGGUGGAAGGCCCCUGCUGUAAGCAGGCAGGUUGCAAGAGAGGGAAGGGCUGGGGGUGGGUGGGGAAGGGCUCGUUGGUACGGUGGAUCACUUGCUUUGCAUGCAGAAGGUCUCUGGUGAAGGGCGGGGAAUUAUUUCCUGGUCAGCUGCUCUGCUGCCGGUCAGUCUAGAGACCGUGCUGAGCUAUAGGGGCCCAAUGGCCUGACUCAUGAGGAGGUGAAGGACUGCAGCUCAGUCGUAGAAUGAUCUCCAGGUAGGAUCCGUGAGCCCAAGGCUCUGCAGUCAUCCUAGGCAACGUGGAGUUGGCUGGAGCAAUGGCGUGACACAGUGUGAGGCAGCAGCUUCCAGCUGAAAUGAGAGCCACGAGGUCAGGAAUCUUGCUUUUAUUUUUAAGGAAAGGGCCAGUGCUCAGUGGCAGGGUAUCUCGCGGAAGACCGCCAAUCUCAACCACCGGCGUCCCCUGGGAGACCCCUGGGUUGACACCCUGGAGAGCUGCUGCCAGUCUGUGCAGGGAGUGCCAAGCUGGGUGGACAACCUGGGCUGCAUCAGUGCAAGGCGUUGCUCUGGGGCGUUGGGCUCUCCUUCAACGGGUUUCCUGCCGCCUCUGCCAGCUCCUCCUCCCUGGGCUUCUCACCUGCUAACAUAAUGUCCUCUUUUCUUUCUUCCCAUCUCAUCCUGCAAAAGUAAAAAUCUCCCUUCUGCUGCAGAAAUGCCAAGUCCGGUUUGUUGGCCCUUGGGCCUCCUUUUCCCUCUCCACCCACCCGGGUCUGCAAAGAAGGGGAGUCAGGACCACAUGUAUCCUCUGGGCUUGACCUUCCUCUUGCAGUUGCCCCCCCCCAGCCCAUUCCCCUGUUUUAUUAGGCCAGCAGGUGCCUCCCCCCAGCUCCUUGCCUGUGGGUCCUUUCCCGUGCUCCCGCUUCGGGCCCCAGCACAUGCCAGUCUGACGCUCUUUCCAUGUUACUUGGCCCCGGCGGCUUAGAUCCUAGCUGUAGACUGCGGCACCUCCUUGCCAUGUAAUGCUGACCCCCUUUCCCACACGUUCCCCCCCACCUGUCCGUGGUGGCACUUGUUCUGUGCCCUGGUUGAUCGUGUUCACUUUGUGGAGUCUUGCUAUCAGGGAGCACUACUUUGGGCUUGUAUAGGAGGCCCUGUUUUCUGUAGGGUCGGGUAGAUAUGUCUCCUAAUAUAUAAAGUGUGGGGGGGAGGCGUUGCGCUCGCCUGCUGGUCUUCACAUCACCCCUCUGCUUGCGCCUUGACGGCUGCUGAUCAUUUGGAAUGGGCACCACCGCACUGGCCGCACUUGGCGCAGAGGGGCUUAACCCGGCCACUCCCUCGGGCUUGUGUCUUUCUGAACGACUGCACCUCUUGCGCGUUUCCCCCCAUCGCCCUGCAAACUUCCCCCUUCACGCUUUCUGUGCCUGCUGCCUGCGCUUUAACCCCCCCCAAUUCUCCUCAGAUCUUUCGGGAUGAAAUCGUGCAAGAUGCCCAGGGACGCUGUCUGUCUUUCUCUCUCUCUCUCUCUGUUGCGCCUUCUGACUGGCAGUGGUCCUCCAGGGUUUUGGCCUCGGGGGGGGGGUAGUGUCUUUGCACCAUCCCAGUGCUGGGAUUGUUCCUUCAGGGAGUUGGGACUUAACCCAAGCCCUCCUGCAUGCAAGGCGCCUUUUGGUGUGUUUUUGUGUGGUGACGCCUAAAAGAGCCAUGAUCGAAAGGGGGAAAGUUUUUCUCCAGGUGAACCUUCCUGGGGAGGCACCUUGGAAGAGAAGGCCAUUCCUCUUCGGUGACCUUUAAGGAGGCUAAGGGCCGCAGAGGCCAGUUUUCAUACCCGGUCGGGCUAUGGCAGGAAGAGAUGUUGAUUUUAGGGACUGGCAGAGUGUCUUCAGGGCCGAUUUCUGCCGUUCUCGCUGUGACUUUAUGAUGUGUGGGGUGUCACUGGGAGCCUCUUAAGGACACCGACCCUGGCCAGUGAACGCCACUGGUGAUUGAGGCACAAGUCCGGAAGCAAGGGGUGGUUGUCAUUCGGCUUCUGACUCGUUGGGUGGCUGGACUUGCCUCUCAGCAGCGGAGGGAGUUGGGGCAGCCUUCAAAGUCAGCCAGAUCCAUUCAUUUCAGCGGGUCUAUGCUGAGCUCUCCUAGCGUCACCCGGCGCAUGGUGCAUGGUGUUUGGCGCACGCUCCCGCCCAAAGCCUCACUUUUAACUGUUCUCUUUCUCUUCCAGAUUCGUAACAUGGUGGCAGUACUGGAAGUGAUCUCCAGCCUGGAGAGGUACCCCAUCACCAAAGAGGCGCUCGAGGUGGGUCGGCAUUCACCUCCUGAUGGAAAUAGCAAAAGCUGCACAGCACUCAUUCUUAUUUCUUAAAAUUUGUUCUCCACUGAGGGUAAAAACAAAAAAGAAACCGCCGAAGGGGUGUACAAAAGAUAAAAGGGUGAAACCCAGAACAAAAUGCGCAACCGUGCUUUAAAACGCGUAAAAGUUAAAGCGCUGAAAUAGAUUUAAAUCAUCUCAGCUUUCUAAGCAUCUGAGCGGGUUUGCCUAAACAGGACCAUGUUUAGCAAGCGCUGAAAAGAGUAUGGCGAAGGCGCCUGCUUGACUCCAAUAGGGUGGGGUGAUGCGGUGUGCCUCUCUGAAAAACUGGGUUCUUUUGGAUGCGGAACAGGCACCUGCAGCCGUGCCAAUUCCGCCUGUCAAAGUGUUUGAGUUGGGACCACCUGUUGGGUAGGGUGAUCUCACAGCUAAACUGCUCCCAAAUUGUUAAAGGGCUCUAAAUGCUAAUAGCAGCGCCUUGAACUUGGCCCAGUUGCAAACGGGCAACCAGAGCAGAUGUCUGAGCACAGGAGUUAUACGCUGACAAGGCCUCGCUCACGUUCAGCAAUCGUGCUGCAGUAUCCUGCACCAACUGCAGCUUCUGGGUCAAGUGCAAGGGAAAACCCCUCAGAGAGCACAUCGCAGUAACCCUGCCUUGAAGCAGCUUAGGGAAGUGACCUUGGGUAAGCACAAGGUUUGUGGUCUGCAGGGGCUCCCGCCUGGCCUUGCUAGCAAACCUCAAAAUUGUAGUUGCCAUGACCUUUGCUGGUUUGGCUUCUGUCUGAAGGGUCGGCUGGUGCAAGACCUGCCUUCUCCCACCCACCCACCCCUCAAAAAACCACUUCUUUGACCAUUUUGCAGCUUUAAGCAAGUAUGAUGGGUCGCCAUAUCCCGUGACAGCGGACUUGUAUGGGCUGCGCCUUCUCCGCUGCCCUGGUCUUCCUCACAAAGCUCCUGGGUUUCCAAGCAUUCCUUUCACAGCUCUGCAAUUCUGUGGCAUCCCCUUCCCCAGAACUGUGGGAGGUGAACAGCUGACUCAGCCUUGUGGACUGGGAUGGGGCUCCCUGUGAGGGUUGGCCGCUUGUCUGAACAUGUUUCAGCCCACCUGCCUCCUCCAAACGGGGGAAUUCCGUGGAAGCGUCCCCAGCGCUCCCUGUGCCAGCGUCGGCCGGAGAUACGGAGACUGAUUUUCACAGCCGCCUCGCGUUGCUGCGAUCCUUAGCCGCUCUGGUCGUUUCUGCAAAUGCCAGACGGCUUGCGAUUCUCUUUCCAAGCCUCGCAGGCUUGCGAUUGUCUCAGUCUUGAGAGGCCUGUUCUGUGUAGGUAGCUGAGGAGACAUGCAAACUGGCAGGAGGGUUUUCUGGAGACCUUACCCGCUGCCCUGAUUUGGUGGGUUUGAUUCAGUUGGCUGAAAUAUUUAGCAGGACAAAGCUGAGAGUUUGUCUUGUUCGUUUUAUGAGCUGACGUCCCCACACUGCCCAAAUGAAGUGAAAUGUUUGUUUCAGCAAAAAGACACUUGGGGUGUUGAUAUUGCAGUCAAACUGAAAGCUUUGUUUCUAUUAAUAUUAUUAUUAUUAUUAUUAUUAUUAUUAUUAUUAUUUAGUACAGUCGUACCUUGGUUUGUGAACUUGGAAGUGAGUGUUCAGUUUUGCGAACAUUCUUUGGAACCCGGACGUCAGACGCAGCUUCCGAUUGGCUGCAGGAGCUUCCUCUUGCAGCCAAUCGGAAGCUGUGCUUUGGUUUCCAAACGUUUUGGAAGCCGAGCAAACUUCCGGGAAAAGUUUCCGUUCGACUUCCAAGGUACGACUGUAUUAACGUUGUGUUUUAAGACAACACGGCGGCAGGUCUUUACACUGCGCAGAUUUUGAAAAGUGGAAGUGCUGCAAGCUUUUAAUUCUAGCAUGGCUAUAUAAAUAAUCUGUGGGAAGACGUGGCAGCAAAUUGGAUCCUGACUUAUAAUUGGUUCCAGUUGUCCAUUUCUUCUUGUGUCGCAUCCAUUCAUUGGGUUAUAGAGUAAUUUUCUCAACUGAGGCGCUCCUUAGAAUUGUGGUGGGGGAGGAAUCCACAGGGAAAAUAAGGCAGCAGCUAAUUUCUGUGCAUACUUGUGCAACCAUUGAUCCUUCUUGGUAGUGCGCCUCCCCGCCCAUAGAGCAGCGGUUUUCAACCAGGGUGCUGUGGCACCCUGGGGUGCCUCGAUUUAUGGUCAGGGGUGCCAUGGGCAACACUGGCCUCUGUCCCUCUUUCCCUCACUCCUCGGAUGCCCUCUUUGCCUUGAGGAGAGGAGGCAGAGGGAACGCUCCCCAAGGGAGGGUACAUGGAAAAGGGUGAGGCUGCCAGCUCUGCAGGCAAGGGGUGACAUAACUGGGCUACUGAGCCCCACAAGGGUGCCGCAAAAAGAAUGUAGUUGCUCAAGGAGCUGUGGACUCAAAAAGGUUGAAAACCUCUGUCAUAGGGUGCUGUGUGUCCCUUGUGUGUCACAGGUACCCACCCACUCAGACCCCAAAUUCCUCUUAUUGGAGAGAGACCUUCCUGGGACAGGAGAAGCUGCCUCCUGCUGCUUUUGGCAGGUUCACGGGAGCCUUUGCCCGCCUGGCACCUCCCUUGUGUUUUGAACUACGACUCCCAUCAGCCCCAGUUCCAUUCGGCCACACCAGCUGGGGACGAUGGGACCUGUAGUCCGAAACAUCGGGCUGCUGAAGGUGGGGUGAUGCGGUAUGCAGAUAUCUUGCAAAGUAACAUUCCCUCCCCACUUUUCUCUCUUGUUCCUUUCCCCCCAAAAAACUCCACAGGAGACGAGGCUGGGGAAACUCAUCAACGACGUGAGGAAGAAAACCGAGAAUGUGGAACUGGCCAAGCGGGCUAAGAAGCUGCUGCGGAACUGGCAGAAGCUGAUCGAGCCGGGGGCGCCCAGCGAGGGGGCCGCCCGGGGGCCGCCCAACCCGCCGGGGUCGGCCAAUGGCGGCGGGGCCCACAACUGCCGGGUGGAGACUCCUCCAGCGGGGGUCGGGCCGAAGCCCGCGCAAGAUGCGAAGGUCCGGAACGACGUCCAGAAGCUGCACUCCCCGAAGCAGUUGGCGGAGAAGCCAGCGGCCCGGAAGAGGCGGGGGGAGCCGCGCGAUGGCCUGGCGGGGGCGCCUCUCCUGCCUCUGCCGAAGGCCUCCAAGGCCUGCUUCGAAGUGUUACAGAACUCCUCGCCGCCCCCGACGAACGGGAUCGGGGGCAGCAGCCCAGACAGCUUCCCCAGCCCGCCGGACGCCGGCCUGCCCGCCGAGCUGGUCGAGGGCGACAAGCUCAGCAAGAUCCCCAUCAACGCUGUGCGCCCCCACACCAGCUCCCCGGGUCUUUUCAAGCCCUCUGCUUCGUCGCUGUUGAAGGUGGCGCUGCUGGUCCAGCAGGAGAAGGAGGAGGCGUCUGCAGCAGGCCAGCCCAAGAGCCCCCGCUGCUCCUCGUUCAGCCCCAGGCACGUCCGGGCGGAAACAUUUUCCCGACAGCACACCACCUACUCCCCUAAGGGCUCACCGCCUGCCCCUUCCCCAACGAGGCCGCCACCCGCCCCGGACACUCCCGCCGGGGCUCCCUUGUCACCCCCUGCCCUCGUGCAGCCGGCGCUGGAGAAGCGGCUGGAGGCCCAUUCGCAGGCGGGGCUGGAGACGCCCCUGCACGGCAUCCAGGAGGCGCCGGCAGGCCGGCUGACGGCGGGGCCCCCUCUGAGCAGCGGGGCGGGCCCCCUCCUGGCAGAGCCCUUGCUGGCGGGCUUCUCGCCGGACGCGUGCCGGGCGGACAGCGACGGCGCCGCCUCGGGGUCGGACAGCAAGAAGAAGAAGAAGUACCGGCCCAAGGACUACGUGGUCAACUUGGACGGGCAGGCGCUGGAAGGGGGGGUCAAGCCGGUGCGGUUAAAAAAGGAGCGGCGGCUGACCUUUGACCCCAUGACGGGCGAGAUCAAGCCCCUGGCGCAGAGGGACUCCUUGCCGGCGCCGGCAGCCCACCCGCCCGCUCUCCCCGAGCAACAGCACAGGACAGGCGCAGGGGAGGCCGCCGAGCCCAAGCCCUCCUUGCAAAGCCCCUUUGAGCAGACCAACUGGAAGGAGCUGUCACGGAACGAGAUUAUCCAGUCCUAUUUGAACCGGCAGAGCAGCUUGCUCUCCUCUUCCGGGGUACAGACUCCGGGCGCUCACUACUUCAUGUCCGAGUACCUGAAGCAGGAGGAGAGCACCCGCCGGGACGCCCGCAAGACCCACGUCCUGGCGCCCCACAGCAAGCCCACGGACUUGCCCGGGGUGACCCGGGAGGUGACCCGGGGCGACCUCGACAGGAUUUGCGGCCACCACUGGCCGGGCGUGAAUGGUUGCUACGACACACAGGGUAACUGGUAUGAUUGGACGCAGGGAAUAUCCCUCGACCCGCACGGGGACGACGGGCGCCUCAACGUCCUGCCUUACGUCUGCCUGGACUGA
Molecule: messenger RNA, 7685 nt
Organism: Podarcis lilfordi (Lilford's wall lizard)
Lineage: Eukaryota; Metazoa; Chordata; Lepidosauria; Squamata; Lacertidae
Source: the annotation of a GenBank genome assembly